AGACCCGAAUCACUGUCAAGAUGGCUGCCUUGGCAAGGUCAUUUUCUCUACGGGUAUGCCGCAGUCUUCUUCAAGUUAAUGCACCAUCAGUGCCAGUAUGUUCAGCAAAGAUGUCUGGAAAGGUCCCUGACAGACUGUGGAAGCUUGGGAAACUGAAUCAUGUUGCCAUUGCCGUCCCAGACCUAGAUAAAGCUACAGCAUUGUACAGAGAUGUCCUUGGAGCUGAAGUCAGUGGAGUGCAGUGUCUCCCUGAACAUGGAGUAUACACAGUAUUUGUUAAUUUAGGAAAUACAAAAUUUGAGCUACUACAUCCUUAUGGGGAAAAGUCUCCUAUUCAAGGUUUUCUGGAUAAAAACAAAGCAGGAGGAAUGCAUCAUGUGUGCAUUGAGGUUGACAAUAUUCAAGAUGCCAUGAAGGACUUGAAGGCACACAAUAUCAGAGCUCUAAGUGAAGAGGCUAAGAUUGGAGCCCAUGGGAAACCUGUAGUGUUUCUUCACCCCAAGGACUGCAAUGGAACCCUGGUGGAGCUGGAACAGGCGUAAAGCUUUAAGACCCAGGGACCUUUGACUUGAAGGAAUACAGUUGCAUGUAUGAAUUGUGGGCAGGCUUCUCCUUGGAAAUUAGAAUGAUGCUUAUUGGACAUUCAUUUUUCAGUGCAGAGGAGGACAAGGAAAGAGAUGACUAAUAGAUGUGAACAAAUAUAUUUUUGGUCACUCCUUGGAAAAUAAAGAAAUAAAACGGUAAAGCACAGGUGCUUGAUAUGUGGAGUGAUGCUUUUUUUGGAUAUCCAUAUUGCAGUGCAAAGAGGAGGAGGCAGAUGGAGACCUAUAAAUAUAAACAAAUAUAUUUCUCGUCUUCUGGAACAGUUAUUUACUAGAUACUGUUUUAUGUGUAUAUUUAUGUAUACAUGAUGCUUACAUAAGUUUAUCUGUUGUUAUUAUUCCUGAUGUCAUCCAUCCAGCUCCCCCACUGAUUGGUUGAAUUUUAUCAGAAGAAAAAAACUGUGGAGAUAAAUUCAUCAUCUGUAAGGAAAAGUAGGGCACUACAGAGGUAGUUUGAGAAACUUCAGGGAGAUGAAAAAUUAAAUAAAGACAGAUUCACAUUAUGUAACCAGCGAAAUGAGAAAAAAUAUGUAGGUUGUAUUGUUUUUGAUGUUGGAAGUUUGUUUCAAUAAUUGGUUUAUUGGAAUGUGUAGAGCAUGCUAAGAUGAUAAUGGAAAAGAAAUCGACUGUCAUACUAGAUCUUACAUUUGUAAACAGGAUAUUGUUUUGACUUUAUCACAAGGCUUUCUUCAGGUAAACCGAUGUUGAGUUUCCACUGGUGGUGACUUUAUGUGUAGGAUGAAUCAGACAAUUUACUUUUAUGUGCAGAAAAUGCAUUUUAUUUUUCAAAGAAUUAAAUGCAGAAGGUUUCUCUGAUAUUAAAAUCAUUAUCAUGUUUUACAAAUGACACACUUGUAUUUGUUAAUUUUCUAAAAGCAUGAACAAACAAUUAUUUGUGCAGCUAUUAUAUUUUUUGUAAUAAAAUUUGCUUAUUUUUAUGUUUGGCAGAUUGGCACUCGAAAAGUGUGAGUUUUUAUGGUUACUCUCUUUAAAAUAUGGUAAAAUAUAAACAUGUAUUGUUUACUUGAUUUUUCAGAAUAAACCAUGUUAUGAACAUUGUA
This is a messenger RNA of Lingula anatina, 1663 nucleotides long. Its product is annotated as methylmalonyl-CoA epimerase, mitochondrial. The record is from RefSeq and is a predicted model, not a curated record. Gene Ontology annotation, cellular component: mitochondrion. Lineage: Eukaryota; Metazoa; Brachiopoda; Lingulata; Lingulida; Lingulidae. Gene Ontology annotation, molecular function: methylmalonyl-CoA epimerase activity. Gene Ontology annotation, biological process: L-methylmalonyl-CoA metabolic process.